CUCUUAUUGAAGGCACUGGGCCCUUUAGAAUCACAACAGCAAUCGCGUUGGCAUCCUCUUCACUUGGUUUGGCCUGAAUUGGGAAAUACUGGGCACCAUGGAAUUAGCUGCAGGACACACGCUCGUGUCUGCCCUCGUUUCCAAAAUAACUUCAUCCACCAUCGUCAGCGCUGGAGGGGCAGCCUCCAGCACCGUCCUAGCGGCCCUUUCGUCACAGGGGAUCAACCUGUUAUCCCAGGCAUCCCUGGGCCCUGCAGCAGCAUCUGCACUUGGAGCACUGAAUGCUGGCACUCUCCUGGCUGGGUGCCCCCCUGCUGUCCUGGCUGCUUGCCAAAUUGGAGCCCAGGCUGCUGCUGUAGUAAUUGGAGGAGCUGCAGUAACGGCCGCUGUACCUGCAGUGCUGACCACCUUAGGCUUUACUGGAGCUGGAAUCGCCGCGGGGUCCAUUGGGGCCAAAAUGAUGUCUGCAGCAGCUAUAGCUAAUGGAGGUGGAGUCGCUGCGGGUGGCCUAGUGGCCACUCUGCAAUCAGUAGGAGCUGCUGGCCUCUCCCUGUCAUCCAAAGUCCUUUUGGGUUCCAUGGGGUCUGCCCUUGUGGCCUGUGCAGUGGCCCUGUAAACUGGAGCUCCCCGCCUCACAGAGACCAGAAGAGUCGGGGAGGCUUGCCUUGCCGCAGAGGGAGCACUGCGUCCUGGGGAAGGAAGGCUGAACACAGAAGGUCCAGAAUGAAACAAGGAAUAAAAACAAGUCGUUACUAUGGUG
Messenger RNA from Jaculus jaculus (lesser Egyptian jerboa), 760 nucleotides. Its product is annotated as interferon alpha-inducible protein 27, mitochondrial-like. NCBI's taxonomy places the organism in Eukaryota, Metazoa, Chordata, Mammalia, Rodentia, Dipodidae. Gene Ontology annotation, cellular component: mitochondrion; membrane. Gene Ontology annotation, biological process: apoptotic signaling pathway. The transcript is spliced from 6 exons. The record is from RefSeq and is a predicted model, not a curated record. Bases 98 to 616 code for a protein of 172 amino acids.